AAACAAGAUGGCGGCGGCAGGCCCGAGUACUCGGGCCUCUUCCGCGGCGGCAGCGGCAGCUCUGAGUCGGCGGGGCCGGCGGGGCCGCUGUGACGAGACGGCGGCAACGAAGACUGGGGCUCCGGGCCCAGCUUCUGGCCCCGCGCUGGUGUUUCCACCGCCGUUGCUGCAACCGUCGCUACCUCCGAGGCCCGAAGAGUCGGGCUGCGCCGGGUGCCUAGAGACGCAGGGGGAAGCGGCGGCCUUGCCGUGCGGCCACUCGCUGUGCCAAGGCUGCGCCCAACGCGCCGCCGACGCGGCGGGCCCUGGUUGCCCGCGCUGUCGCGCCCGUGGCCCGGGAUGGGCCCGCCGUCGGGCCCGCGACGACAGCCAAGCAGACGCGGAGGUGCUGGGCGAGCGCGUCCGCCGCAGCCAACCCGAACGCUGCCGCCCGCGCCGGGACGGGGGCGCGGCCGCUGCAGAGCCUGGGCCGGAGCAGGAGCCGCGCGCCGCGCCCGCGGAGCCAGAGUUUAUAUUCAGAGCGCCAAUCAAAUUAAGCAAACCUGGGGAACUUCGUGAAGAAUAUGAAAGCCUAAGAAAGUUGAGAGAAGAAAAGUUACAAGAGGAGAAAACCUCUGAAGAUCAAAGCCACAAACUGUUGUUACCAGAGGAUACAGAAACAGGGAAAAGGAAGAUGGAUGAACAGAAAAAAAGAGAUGAGCCGUUAGCACUGAAAUCAAAUCUGGAACGUUGUCCUGCACGUCUCUCAGAUUCAGAGAAUGAAGAACCUGCUCGAGGCAAGAUGAUACAGACACAUCGCUCGGCAUUUGUUUCUAAGAACAACUCCUACUCCCUAGCUUUCUUGGCAGGGAAUCUAAAUUCCAAGAUGGAGAGGAGUCCGAGCUGCAAUGACACUGCUCAGGACAGAACAAAGAGCAGACUCCGAGCAGCUCCAACCAGCAAAGCCAAGGUCACAACUAUGACUCCAGCAACCAACCCUAUAAUUGGUGUCCUCCUGUCUACCCAAAACAACCGCUGUCUCUCAGCCCCAGACUUAGCCAUUGAAAAGCGUCUACCUUUCAGCUCCCUCUCCUCCUUGGCUUCCCUGCAUAAGCCAGAACGUUCUAUCAGUCCUGAGAGCAAUGAUAGCAUCUCUGAAGAACUAAAUCAUUUCAAGCCCAUUGUCUGCUCGCCAUGCACUCCUCCCAAGAGGCUCCCCGAUGGCCGUGUGCUAAGUCCCCUCAUCAUCAAAUCCACACCCCGCAACCUCAACAGAAGCCUACAGAAGCAGACUUCUUAUGAGGCCAGUCCAUGGAUCCUCAAAAAAUGGGAACAGAUCUUUCAAGAGAGGCAGAUCAAAAAGACCCUUUCAAAAGCCACUCUCACUUCCCAGCCUCCUGAAACAGGGGAAGACUUACUAGUCUCAGAAGUUAUCCAUUCUAGCAAAGAGAAGCCAGUUCUGGCUUUAAAUACAAGACUGUCCAGCGGGCAAGUACCCUCAGAGUAUACUGGGCCCACACCUACUGACCUUGAUUUUUUCCCUUCUGGUAGCCAAACAAAAGCUGAACAGGGCAGUGAUAAUAAAAGGAACACUGAGAUUCCAUUGGAAACCUGCUGUUUCUCAGAACUCAAAGGGGGAGCCAGUGGGACUUCUUUGGAGAGAGAACACUUUGAGGAAUCGGGCUUAACCCCAGAUGCUAAGUUUGACAAGCCCUGUACAGCCAUGAAAAUCUCCACAGUUAAUUCAGUGCUACCCAAAAACAGUGUUUUGGGUGGGGUACUCAAAACUAAGAAACAGCUGAAGACCUUGAAUCAUUUUGACUUGUCUAACGGUAUACUGGUAGACAAUCUAGGUGAGGAACCGCUUCCAUCCUUACGUCGGGGCCGGAAAAGACACUGUAAGACCAAGCACUUGGAACAAAAUGGCUCCCUUAAGAAACUUCGACAAACCAGUGGUGAGGUGGGUUUGGUUCCCGCAGACCCAGUACUGCGAGAGAUGGAGCAGAAAUUGCAGCAAGAGGAAGAGGACCGACAGUUGGCUCUGCAAUUGCAGCGCAUGUUUGACAAUGAGAGGCGGACUGUGAGUCGGCGAAAAGGAAGUGUGGAUCAGUAUCUUUUACGGUCCAGCAACAUGGCUGGUGCCAAGUAGCACUUAAAGGACAGUGUUACCAAUUUCCUCAAAGUUUUUGGGCUUGAUCAUUUAUUCUGAAGAGCUGAGUGUUCUCACUUUGGGUUUCUUGAUGGCAAAACACUGUUUCAUGGUUCUGAGAUGUUCUAGGGUCUUUGUAGUCAAUAUUCAAGGGAAAUGGGUCUUUGCCUCAGUAUGACCCUGGCCAGAAGCACUCCUCAUCCCCAGAGUGACCCAUCCCUGAGGGCUUCUGGGCCAAAUCUGUCAGCACCCUCUUGGAAUGAGAUUUCGCAUGGCCUCGUGCAGGAGCACAGUGGCCAAAUGGACAUGGUAGAGGAAGGAGGGGAUACCUUCUCAGACUAAUAGCCCUCCUGGCUUUUUUCAGUAAGGCUUUGUUUUAAAUCAACCUUGCAGAUAAAAAUUAAUUUCAUCUUUUUCAAAAGAAUAGAACAGUGUAGUUCUUUGGCAGAUAAAAUGAUAGAUGGUUAUGUUCCCCCUCCACUUCCUCCUACCACAGGUAAAUCUACCUACCUAAAUCAUUUGAGCUUAUGCUCCCACAAAAAUUAAGUUACAUUCCUUGUUUAAAAAAUAGCAUUUGAUUAAUGCUGUAUUUUUGACAGAGCACAUUCACAGUCAUCGUUUAAUUUGGUCUUCCCAGGAGACCUAACAUGUAAGUGCUAUUAGCCCCAUUUUUAGAUGAAGAAACUGCAGUGCAGAUGUUUCAAUUCUCUCAACUACUAAGUGGCAUA
Messenger RNA from Orycteropus afer afer, 2856 nucleotides. It is a transcript of the gene RNF169, whose product is annotated as ring finger protein 169. Gene Ontology annotation, molecular function: nucleosome binding; ubiquitin-protein transferase activity. NCBI's taxonomy places the organism in Eukaryota, Metazoa, Chordata, Mammalia, Tubulidentata, Orycteropodidae. Gene Ontology annotation, cellular component: site of double-strand break; nucleus. The record is from RefSeq and is a predicted model, not a curated record. Gene Ontology annotation, biological process: double-strand break repair.